AUGCAGUGUGUAAGUCCAUCACAAACGGCGUCGAUCCGUGGCGCUGCAUACCAUCCUGAUGUUGUUGUAGCUUUCGAAGCCGCGGCAGCAUUCGUUGCAGUAGUAAUGGUCCUCGUGUUCGUGCUGGACACACCGUUCCUCGGUUCGCCAGGUCAGGGAGCAACAGGAGCACGUGUACGGACGCUGCCAGUGGUCCGUGGCGUCCAUGUGUUGAUCGCAGGCCCUCCGGCUGCGAAACCAUCUCGAGCACGUCUCGCACUCAAAGUCGGGCGGAGCGUGGCCGGUAGCGCGGCAAUGGUUGUCCCUCGCCCGCCAUCCCGCUGGGAAGGCCCUGCCGCAUGUGCCACAUUCGAAGUUGUCGUAUCGCGGCGGCAUGACUGGCGGAUGGAACGGAUGUGGUCGCAGCGGCGAGUGCUAUGA
Purpureocillium lilacinum is the source of this 420-nucleotide messenger RNA. The record is from RefSeq and is a predicted model, not a curated record. Lineage: Eukaryota; Fungi; Ascomycota; Sordariomycetes; Hypocreales; Ophiocordycipitaceae.